Molecule: messenger RNA, 384 nt
Organism: Dendrobium catenatum
Lineage: Eukaryota; Viridiplantae; Streptophyta; Magnoliopsida; Asparagales; Orchidaceae
Product: 1,4-dihydroxy-2-naphthoyl-CoA thioesterase 1
Biological process (GO): phylloquinone biosynthetic process
Cellular component (GO): peroxisome
Molecular function (GO): 1,4-dihydroxy-2-naphthoyl-CoA thioesterase activity
Source: RefSeq, a predicted model, not a curated record
AAACUACGAGACCUAAUGUCAGGUGAGGGCACUUCCCGCAAACCGCCGCCGCCGCCACCGCCGCCGCCGCCACCGCCACCUCCGAAUACAGCGGAACUGGACGCGCCGCUCCACAACAUCGGCUUCCAGAUCGACGUUCUCUCGGCGUUGGAGGUCAAUGGCUACCUACGCGUCACCGACACUUGCUGCCAGCCGUUCAAGAGGCUACACGGCGGCGUAUCGGCUUUGAUCGCGGAGGCACUGGCGAGCAUGGGGGCACAAGUGGCCUCCGGAUUCCGGCGGGUGGCCGGCGUCCAUCUCAGCAUCAACCAUCACCGGAGCGCCGUCGUCGGUGAUCUCGUGUUUGCACGUGGGACUCCCAUCGAGGCUAGCAAGGCCCUCCAG